Molecule: messenger RNA, 2779 nt
Organism: Diabrotica virgifera virgifera (western corn rootworm)
Lineage: Eukaryota; Metazoa; Arthropoda; Insecta; Coleoptera; Chrysomelidae
Product: mitochondrial fission process protein 1
Exons: 3
Coding region: 94-576 (160 amino acids)
Biological process (GO): mitochondrial fission
Cellular component (GO): mitochondrion
Source: RefSeq, a predicted model, not a curated record
AUACCAUUCUAACAUACUACGCUGACUUGUACUUUUUGAAGCGUACAAUAACCUAAUAUUUCAAUUUCAGUAAGUUAAAGUUUAUGUGCAAGAAUGGAUGAAAUUCCAGAGGAGCUAGCAAAAGAAUUAGAUUUAUAUAGGGAUACUUCAGUUAGAUAUUUAGGUUACGCAAAUGAAGUAGGAGAAGCAUUCAGAUCAAUAAUCGGUACCAAAUGGGUAAACGUUUCAUACGCCGUAGCCACUUUGUACGUUUUGGCUGAUACAACCGAUAAAAGUAUAGCAGUUUAUAAGACGGCGAUAAAUGAAAAAAACCACACCAAAAAAGUGGUUUACACAACUGCAGAUACUCUCAUUUGGCAAUUGAUGGCUUCAGUGGCAAUUCCUGGAUUCACAAUAAAUAGGGUUUGUGCAUUAUCCAACUAUCUAUUGAAAAAAGGUGAGAAAAUUCCUUCCUAUAACAGAAAAUGGUUGGUCACGGGUAUUGGAUUGUUCACUAUACCAUUUAUAAUCAAGCCUAUCGAUAAGUUUGUAGACUUGGCGAUGGAUAAAAGCCUUAGAAAGUAUCAACCUGAGUAGAAUUCGUUCUAAAGUAGAAAAAUAGUAAACAUUCCUCUGGAGAUCUCGAUUUUUGAAGAAGAAUAAUUAAUUGUAGAUAUAAAUACCUACUGCUUCACACUGCGAUAAAUAUACAAAAGAUACUGCCAUGCGUUUUUUAGGUUUCCAGUAAUUUUUUUAUGUGUUUAAACUUUCUUCUCUAGGCGCCGUCUCCGCUUCGAAGGUUGACAAUCAUCAUAGCGAUUUUUAAUUUGAGAUCUAGGCUCUAAAUAAUUCGUUUGUAAACCAUUCCCCUAAGGUUCUUCAGCCAUGAGCUGCGUCUCCUUCCUAUGGAUCUUUUUCCCUGGAUUUUUCCUUGCAUAUUGACCUGGGGUAUUAGAUAUUUAUCUCCUCUCAUCACUCAUGUCAUAUAUAUCUCAGUUUUCUUCACUUAAUUUGUAGAAGUACUUCUCUUUCCUUAUGCAUACAUCUCAUUACCUCUACGUUGGUUAUUCUAUCUACCCAUGAAAUAUUCAGUAGGUACUCUUUGGUACAUCCACAAAUCGACAUCUCGAAUGCCUCCAGUCUCAUCACGUCGAGUUUCUUCAGUGUCCAUGCAUUCAUCCCGUAGUAUAAUACGGAGAGCACAUAGCACCUCAGCAGUCGUAUUUUUAACUCAAGGUUUAAGUCCCGACAGCAGAGAAGCCUCUUCAUUCUUGUAAAUAUGCUUCUGGCCUGUUCGAUUCUGGUUCGUAUUUCUUGAGAACUGUCAUUGUUUUCAUUAAUGGUUGUACCUGUCCAUCCCAACUUGACUUUACAGUAUAGGGAACAUAGGCAAUGCAGUCCUUAUGAGAGUUUUUAGGGCGGUGAUGCCGAUUUUAUCAAAAAUAAUUUGUAAUCGAACAUUAGAGAGAUUAAAUUAAAACUGUUUUAGAAAGACAAUCUACAAUUUUAGGAUUCCUAUGCGUUUAAGUUUAUUUGAUAUAGGUACUAUAGAUAUUACGCAUACGACUCCUAAAAUUGUAGAUUGUCUUUCUAAAACAGUUUUAUUCGAAUAUCUGUAAUGUUCGAAUACAAAUUCUUUUUGAUAAAAUCAGCAUCACAGCGCUAUAAACUCUCAUAAGGACUGCAUUGCCUAUGUUCCCUAUACUGUAAAGUCAAAUUGGGACGGACUAUAGGUAUUUGAAUUCUUUUGACAGUAUUGCUGCUAGACAGGUAAAUUGUCACUGUAUACCGAGUGUACCGAUCAAACUGUGUUUUUUUCUCAAAGCUCACCACACCCUGUGGAAUAUUCUAGCAUUUCUAAAAUACUGAAAUUAAACCAUAGCUAUAGCCUCAGACUUUCUUAACAUUCUGUUUUUUGAUUAAAUCCCUUAUGUUGAGUAAUAAAAAAGUUAGGUACUUUAACAACUAGCCAUGUUCUUCAUAAAUACAGUUUGCUUUAUAAACAUAUGUCAGCAAAUGCUUCGUUUCGGAGAUACGGAAUGUUGAAAUUUUUCUGACAAACUGAUGAUUUAUUUAGUGCUCUAAAACUGGUUGAGAUAUGCAAUUGAAAUUUGGUAUGUUUUAAGAUGUAGUUAUUGCGAACUUGCAAAUUUUAUUUGCAUAUCGCAACCGGUUUUACAGCAAUAAAUAAAUCGUUAGUAUGUAAGAAAAAUUUCAACAACCCGUAUCUUGGAAACGAAGCAUUUACGUUUAUAAAGCAAACUGUCAUUUCUUUUUCAUGUUGGAUUACCGUUUAAAGUUUGCCGCACAUCCUGUAUUGAUGAAAAACAUGGCUAGUUGUUAAAAGUACCGAACUUUUAUUGUCCAACUUAAGCGAUUGAAUAAAAAAACAGAAUGUUAAGAAAAUCUGAGGCUGUAGUUGAGUUUUAAUUUCAGUAUUUUAUAAAUGCUAGAAUAUUCCAUAAGGUGUGGCGAACUUAAAAAAAACACAUUUUGAUUGGUACACCCCGUAUACAAUGACAAUUUACCUGUCUAGCAACAAUAUUAUUUUAGCGAUAUUGUUAAAGAAUAAGGCUAUAACAUAUUUUAAAAAAUCAUUUAAAUCGAACGACAGAUUUAGAAAAUUCGAGACGUCAAAAAUGAGGUGCGUUAAUUUCUUGGAGUACCUAGUGUAUUUUCUUUAUUCAAAUUUGCGGAGUAAUAUUACCGAUUGUGCCAAUUUUUAAACCUCAUUUUGAUUAUUUUUAAUUUGUUAUCUAUAUUUAUAUGAAACUAAAAAUAUAUAUCGUUUAAAAAAUAA